Molecule: messenger RNA, 10348 nt
Organism: Pristis pectinata (smalltooth sawfish)
Lineage: Eukaryota; Metazoa; Chordata; Chondrichthyes; Rhinopristiformes; Pristidae
Gene: piwil2
Product: piwi-like RNA-mediated gene silencing 2
Exons: 23
Coding region: 52-3000 (982 amino acids)
Biological process (GO): regulatory ncRNA-mediated gene silencing
Cellular component (GO): P granule
Molecular function (GO): protein binding; piRNA binding
Source: RefSeq, a predicted model, not a curated record
GCGCCAUCUGGUGUCGUGGAGCCAAGCAAGCGGUGGCGGGCAGGUGGCUAGAUGUCUGAUCGGGCUAGAUUCCCUUACCGAGGUGGCCUGCCUCGUACAGUGAUUGACCCACAUUUAUAUGGACCUCGACAACGGCCACUGCCAGAAUUUGAAGCAGAGAUAGCACGAGGGAGAGCGUUUCCCAGUGUGAGACCUCUGAGGCCUGAGUUAUCGGGAGAUGAUGUACGGCAACCCACACAACCUGUAGUGUAUCCUACACUGACUUACCAGUCACUGGGCCGUUCAGGUGAACUGCUGCGUGGUCUUGCCUCACUGCCACAGUUUGGAGCUUAUGGCCGAGGAGAUCACCUCAGCAGGAGGACCUCUGUUCCAGUCGUAGGCAGAGGGAUCUUAAGUAGAGGAAUAUCCAGUGACCUAUUAGGAGGAUUUAAACGUGAAGUAGAACAAGCAACUGGGGAUGCCUUUCCAUCGGGAGCAACACCACAUUGGAGCUAUGAACAAGUUGGUUUCAGAGGUAGAGGCAUGGUUCCUGAGCCAUCCCUGUGCAACGUUGAGGAGCUUGCAUCUCACGUGAAGAGCUUGGAGAUCGGGCAAGGCUUGCUGGGGAGGAGCAGACUCCUCCCUUCCUCAGCUGUGCUUUCAUCAGGGGACCAACGAUUCUCUCGCAGUCAGGAUGUUGCUGGAACAGUGGGAAAAGAAACCCGUGGGGAGCCAGUUGUGAAGAAGGGGUCAUCUGGAACAGCCAUACCUCUGGCAGCAAACUAUGUCAAAAUAUACUGCAGAAAUGAAGCUGUGUAUCAAUACCAUGUCACCUUCAGCCCUGAUGUAGAAUGUCGGAAUAUUCGCUUUGGAAUGUUGAGGGAGCACCGGCAAGUUACUGGCCUGGUCACUGCUUUUGAUGGAACCAUACUUUACCUGCCUGUGAAACUCCCUGAGGUGAUCAACCUCAAAUCACAAAGAAAAACAGAUGGGGCAGAGGUGAACAUUCAAAUCCAAAUGACCAAGGUCCUGCAGCCGAACUCUGACCUCUGCAUUCCCUACUACAAUGUGGUGUUCAGAAGAGCAAUGAGAAUUCUGGAAUUAAAGUUAAUUGGAAGAAAUUUCUAUGACCCAACAAAUGCUAAUUUUCUCCCUCAGUACAGGCUGCAGAUAUGGCCUGGAUACUCAGCCAGCAUUCGUCGGACAGAUGUGGGAUUGAUGUUACUGGUCGAUCUAUCCCAUAAAGUAAUCCGGAAUGACUCUGUUAUUGAUGUUUUGCAAGUUAUAUACCAGAAAAGCAGCGAGAACUUCCAGGAUGAUUGUACGAAACAGCUGGUGGGCAGCGUCAUCAUGACCAAAUAUAACAAUCGCACCUACCGUAUCGAUGACAUUGACUGGGAUAAGGCUCCGACGAGCUCCUUCCGCAUGGCUGAUGGGAAAAGCAUUACCUUCUGUGAAUAUUACAGCAAAACCUAUGGGAUUAGCAUCCAGGAUCUGAACCAGCCUCUCCUCGUACAUCGACCGAAGCAGAGACAAGGACCACAGGGACAGUUAAUCCAGAAUGAAAUUCUCCUUGUGCCUGAGCUGUCCUACAUGACUGGUAUACCUGAACAAAUGAAGAAGGAUUUCCGUGCAAUGAGGGACAUGGCUGCACAGGUUAAUCUGAGUCCUGAACAGCACCAGCUGGCUUUGAGAAAACUCCUGAACAACAUCAAGAAAAAUGCCAGUGCCCGGGAGGAGCUGGCCCUCUGGGGUCUCGUCAUUGAUGAUGAUAUUUAUACGACUGAGGCAAGAGUGUUACCUCCUGAGAAGAUCAUCCUUCGACACAAGUCAUUUCCUAGUGGGCCUGAUGUCAACUGGUCAAGAGAGGUUGCCCGGGAGAAAGUAAUCUCUGCGGCUUCAAUGCAUUGCUGGGCUCUCUUUUUCCCAAAGCAAAGUGUCACACAUGCCAAGGACCUGGUCAGCUUGAUGUCAAAUGUGGCAGAGCCCAUCGGAAUGACCUUCCUGCAGCCUGCAUACGUCGAGCUGAAGGAUGACCGGACCCAGACGUAUAUCCGAACACUUCAGUCACACCUGGAGAGCAAUAGUUCAGUUAAGAUUGUGGUGUGUAUUGUGACUGGUAACCGUGAUGACCUUUACCACGCCAUUAAGAAAUUGUGUUGUGUACAAUCUCCAGUAUCUUCACAGGUGAUUAAUGUGAAGACUAUCUCUCAGACCGCACGAAUGCGAAGCAUCUGUCAAAAGAUCCUACUGCAGAUUAAUUGUAAACUGGGUGGAGAGCUGUGGGGUGUGGACGUACCAUUGAAGCAGCUGAUGGUGAUAGGAGUUGAUGUGUACCAUGAUCCUGUGAGGGGGAAGCAGUCUGUUGUUGGAUUUGUUGCCAGCUUAAAUAAGGCAAUGACCAAGUGGUUUUCGAGGGUGGUGUUUCAGAUGCCCAAACAGGAAAUCAUCGAUGGCUUAAAGAUCUGUAUGGUGGCAUCCUUGAAGAAGUAUUAUGAGAUAAACCACUGCCUGCCGGAUAAGAUUGCUGUGUACCGGGACGGAGUAUCCGAUGGCUUGUUAAGCACGGUGACAGAUUACGAGAUUCCGCAGUUCCUGAAGUGCUUUGAGGUGUUCAGUGACUACCACCCCAAGAUGAUGGUGAUCGUGGUACAGAAGAGGAUUGGCACCAACUUGUAUGCAAAAACCGAGUCAGGGAGAUUGGAGGUUCCACCUCCCGGUACUGUGCUCGAUCACACUAUCACUAGCAAGGAAUGGACUGAAUUCUUCCUGCUGGCACACACUGUUCGAUGGGGUUGUGGGAUGCCCACGCGUUAUAUCUGUGUAUUCAACACUCUGAACCUCAACCCUGACCACAUUCAGAGGCUCACCUUCAAGCUGUGCCACCUGUACUGGAACUGGUCGGGCACGAUCCGUGUGCCAGCGCCCUGCAAGUACGCUCAUAAGCUGGCCUUCCUGUGCGGCCAGUCCCUGCACCAGGAGCCAUCUGCCCUGCUCUCUGAGCUACUAUUUUACCUGUGAAGCCAUCAGACAAUACUUGAUGCAAACAGGAAACCUCUGGGACAGUGGCCCAUCGCAGGGAGCAAUGGGGAUGGGACCCCUGCUCAGGGUGGAAAGGGGAUUAUUUUCUGCCCCAAACCUUGUUUUGCUUAUUUUGGCUGCAGAAGUAAUUUUGAUUUGAAGCGAUUUUUGUGUCCUGAGUAACACAUGGUUGGAAGGAAAUGAUGGAACGAGCUAAUGAGGAAACAAACACAAUGGCUGGUCUGAAUCUGCCUGUUUACUCAGGAUAAGUGUUGGCAGUUAAAAUGGGUGCUCCCAAGCAACGGGCUGGACUUUAAAGCUCAAAAGUGUGGCUCAGGCAGAAGUUGCCAUGUUCUUCAAAUAUGCCAAAACUCUGAUUUAUUCGGAAGGACAGGCGCAAGGUUCUGCUGCAGAAGAGGCGGAAACCACAGUGAGUGCCCAGUUUAUCCUGAGAAAUUUUCCACUUUGAACUACCUUCAGUUUCUGAACCGAUUCCUCUGACUGCAGCCUCCAGGACCCCCCACAUCUUCACCUUGUUAGACAGGAUAUAAAUUGAGUCCCACAAGACCAAGGAGCAUAUCAAUGACAUUUGACUGUUCAGGCUUUCAAGCCUGUUGGGCUGUUUAAUUAGAUUGUGCCUUAUCUAUAUCUUUAUUCUCCACCCAUCUUGGUUCCAUAAUUCCUCAACUCCUUGUCUAACAAAUCUGUCAAUCUCUGGUUUUGAAAUUUUUAACUGACCUCCCUGGCACUAUUUUGAGGGGAGGAGGGAGUGCAGGGGAUGGGGGACUCCAGCAUUUAGUUUACCCAGAGCAGCAUCAAGAGUGUGAUGUGAUCUCACAGAGCAGUGAACAAGCUCAUUGGCUGUACGCACUCCUAGCCCCCCUCCCAGCCUGACCUGCGGGAGGUAAGAAUGAGUUAAUUCUGGAUGUAAGAAUGGCUUAACACUAGUUUAGCUGAGUGUUUCAUUUUCAGUUGUGACUGCUCAAUCCACCCCACCACUGCCUCCAUACCUUGAUCAGGUUGAGAUCAGCAUUGGGACUUGGAGUAUUGGCCACUUUUAUUCCUGUCUGUUCUGCAUAGAUCAGAAAGUACCAAUGUGUCUCAUACUUCACUCUCAAACUCUCCAUUCCUCAAAAUGCCUCACUGCACUCACUGAUGCUCAAUUCGGUCCAGGCUUUUAAGUUUUCUGUUGCAUAUUUGUAGCAUUCAUUUACUCUGUUCCCGGCAAGUAUUGUGCACGCUUUCCAAGCUGAAUGGUCUGGAGACAAACGUCUGGAAUGGAAACAGAAACCAGUCACUAUGUUCGAGUCUGGCAAUGUCUGCAGAGAGAAACAGUUAAUAUUUCAGGACAGUCUUUGCCUUUACAUCUGCUACCUGUUUAGCUGAGUGUUUCUGCAGUAAGAUGCAAGAAAGAACCCACUCGUCCAUCGACUAGAUCCCACACAACUAUGAUGUACUCUCAUUGAGACUCUGGGCAUUCAUUGGUCUUCUGACCUCAGGAAGAGGCAGAAAACAAAUUCAGACCAUUUGAGGAGGGAUGAGAAAUGCAAAAUUCCUCUUCAGUACUCCUAGUCCAGAGGUCUCCCUAACCCUUGUAUCAUACCCACCCCUAUCAGAACCAGGGUCAGCUCUCACUCAGGAACUUCUGUGGAUUGGAGUCAGCCUGAUCCACACAUCCAAAAUCCUCAGAAGUGAGGAAAAUUAAUAAGUCGCAGAAACAGUUUACAGGGGAUGUUUGCUGGAAUCUGAUCCACAUAAAAUAAAGGAUUUUCCAGUUCUUAAAUGUCCUAUUCCUAUAUUAGUGAAGGCCAAUUUGACUUCCACCAACAGGAAAAAAUAUUUUCCCUCUUAGCGACUCUAAUCUCACCACAGUAUUAAAUAUUGUCCUGCAUUUGCUGCUCAAGAACUCUCAUUUCCUCAUUGCCAACCUGUGUCCAUCCAAUCGCAAAUCCUCCUCCUCCUGAAGUAGUUGAGAGCAAAGUGACUGUAACCAAGCUCAAAUGGAUAAAAGAAACAUCUUAGCACUUUGCUGACCCCACUAAAAUGUUUCUGCCUUACUGGAACUGUUGGUUUACAGUUGUGACUGCUUUCCCAUGGUGCUGCUGCUUUGUUCAGUAUUUAUCCUAAGUUAAUUUCAUUUCUGAAGCAAAUUUCAAAAAAAAUUGCAAAAUUUUCAUUUGAAAGUUUAAUCCUGUAAAUGCCUCACUUGCAAACCUGAGCCCAGAUGGUUGCUGAUGUGUUAAUAAGCUGUGGCAUGAUUGUGUUGUGUAAUAUAUGGGUGUGAGCAUUGUGCAGCUAACUGUCCAGUGUCCUUGGCUAGGGGUUACUUCAAUCAAAUGUCCUCCCUUAUUCAGAUAGUUUAUAUAAGACUUUUCUUCACCCCCCCCCCCCCCCACAGCUUCUGUGGCAAGGCCAGCAUUUAAUGCCCAUCCCUAGUUGCCACCUUAAACCACUGCAGUCCUUCUAGUGAAGGUGUUCCCAUAGUGCUGUUGGAUUUAGACCCAGCAGUAAAGAUGUACCUUGUGUUGUGCAUUACCUGAUCUGUGUUUGGGACAGCGCGUGGUUCCUGAAUGGUCCAGGAAGAGUGAGAUUUCACUGAGUGCUUUGUAAUAAUGCAAAGAUGCAGUCAGUAACCCUGAAGUGUAAACACCCAAACUUUGUCAUUCUCCUCCCACUACAUUGCUACCAUUUAAUUAAACACCGCCUCCAGGUUUUUAGAUUGCAACUGCAUUGCAGGUAGUGUCAAUGCAAAGCAUUUUAAAGUACAGGUCUUUCCCACAUUACGGCAGGGCUCCAUUCUUGUGAGCUGUUGGUAACCGGAACAAUUCACAAGUCAGAAAUGUGGUUAUGAACAGAGUUCCCACACAGCAGAAGAUGCCUGUAACCCAUAAAUCCAUCCCACUGGUCUCCCAAAUGCUCAUGCUUGUGUACAGGCUGUACAUAAGUUGGGUGUUUGUAAGCUGGGGAGGACCUGUGUGCAGUUGUAGUGUGGUUGGAAUAGAGAUUAAUCCACCUACUGUAUGUCAUGCUGGCCCACCCCUGGAUAUUGGGCAGAGAUUAUACCACAGAAUGCUUCCUAUCAGCUGAUGCUCUCUGGCUCUCCUUGUUUAUCCUUGCCAUACUUAAUGCCAAAGAAUCUGGGCGAAGAAUUAGGAAUCCUCUGAGGGAAAACCAAAUUCUCACCAACAAGUUUAUGCCAGAAUAGAAAAACUGGAAGCUCCCCUGGUCACAAUUACCCAGCCAUUCCCGUCGUCUGAGGAACUUGCAGCAGAAUCGGACAGAUCCCAGCAGCUGCUUACAACCUUCCUGCUCCAGACCUCGCUGGGAAAUGUGGCUGGAUCUGAGGAUCUACCUUGGUCUUGUCCCAGACUGCGAACUCUGCAAUUAAAGAUUGUUUCAACUCCAGGAAGGCCAUCUGGGAGCCAACUUAUCUGGGAAGCAAGCUAAAAGGAAACUAGGCUCUGCACCCACAGAAAACCCAGGGAAUUGUCUUCAUGCCUGAUCAGGGGCAGCCUGGUGGUGCAGAGCUUCACAAUGACCCAGCCAGGUCAGUGGCUGGACAUUAAGAGUUGUACAGCAUGGAAACUGCCCCUUCAGUCCACUGAGUCUGCCAAGACUAAGCAUCCAUUUACAUUAAUUCUGUUUUACUCUGCAUGUUGCCAUCAGUUUCCCCCAGAUUCUACCACUCCCUACUUACCAGGGGCAGGUUACAAUGGCCAAUUAAUCUAUUGACACACAUCUUUUGGGAGGAAACCAGUCACUGGGAGAAUGUGCAAACUCCACACAGACAUCACUGGAGGUCAGGAGUGAACCUUGGUGGCUGGUGCUGCCGGGCAGUAACUCUGCCAGUGGUAGAGCUAUUGCUUAAAUAAGAACAAACAAAAUGGGAGCAGUUAAUUCAUCCCCACAAGCCCUCUGUUUGUACUACUUUAUCUGAUUCUUGGGCUCUGCUCCACUCUCUGCCUGUUUCCUUUGACUUUCAGUUAAUAAUCUACCUCUGAUAUGGAUACUCUUGAGGACUGGACACCCAUUGUUAUCCAGAGCAAAGAAUUUCAUAUAUUUAGAAGCUGCUGAAUAAAGAAAUUUCUCAGCUUAGUCCCAAGUGGCCAGACAUCCUGAGACAAUGUUUCGGACCUGUAACCUCUUGCGUCGGGGAAGCUGCUCAGCAUCUACUGUUGUCCCUUAAGUCUAUUCCAUCUUUCAAUGAGACCACAUUAUCAUACAUUUAAACAAGAGAUUGUUGGGCUAUUUUACUAAAAUCUCAAUUUCUGGGCUAAGGGGAUUGUACUUCACAGAACAAUCCCCUCAGCCCAGAAAUUGACCUAGCAAAUUUUCGUUGCACCCCUAAGGCAUUUGUACCUUCCAUUAGAUAAGGAGACCAGAAAUGUAUGGAAGGCUCCAGGUGUGGCCUUUAAGCCCUGUACAGUAAUAGCAAGAUUUCCUAACUCGUCUUCAGUCGAGAGGACUGGAGUACAAAGACCACCACACAACUUUACUUCCUAUUUUCUAGCUGUACUUGUAUGUUCACUUUGUUCACAGGGAACCUUCUGACAUUUCACCUUUUUUAAAAAAAAAGACUUUAAACAGUUCCAACCUAAAAAGGACCCAUGUAUUCUGACUGUUUUCUGUCCAUUGAACCAUGUCCCCAGUCUAUUGAUCCCAAAUUUGGUGCAAUCUAAUUUUGUAUCUCUGCACUUUUAUACCUUCUGAAAAUCUGCUUUUCCCAUAACUAAUUACAUUUCAAAAAGCCUUUAAUGUUUUCAAACAUUAUUUGCCCUUCAACUAUACUAGUCCUACCCAAGCAGGUUUUGAUUUUCAAAAUGUUAUCACAUUAUCAAUAGCAGAUUCAAGCAUGUUCCCCCACUGCUGCAUAAACUGGCCCCUGGCACUACCUUCUCUCCUUUCUCUCUCUCCCCUCUAGCUUGUGACCAACACUAUUGAUAUUUUGGAGACAGGGGGGCUGUUGCUCACCCAGCAGUCUUCUACCCCUUGUUAUCUAGCUUGAAUUUCACCCAUACUAAUUUGAUUUUCUGAGCUAGAUCUUUUCUCCCUUUUUAUGGUUAUAGCUCCCCCACAUCCAGUGACUCUCAUCCCCCUGAUGGCUCCCAAUGUCUGCUGAACUCUAGUACAACUCAAGUUGGUGUUCCUUUAACUUGCUGGGCUUACAGUGGCUUGAACUGGUGAUUUCCUCGGUCUCUUCUAUGGCAUCUCAGUCUAACCUUGUUUUGAUAUCUAAUUAACUAAAAUUUGGUUAAUUAAUUUACUAGUUUUAAACCAAUUGAUUUAACUAGUUUAAAUUACUGAUUUAAUUACAAAAUAGUUGUAUGUUCCUAGUUUACACCACUUUAUAUUUUUAGUGGAUUGUGUUUAGUUUGAUUUGUUUUUUGAUGCUCCAACUGCUUAAAUACUGUGGUAAGUGCUGCAUUCUUGCACACGAGGAAGUUCCUCUUUUCCCUUUCUGUCAAUACACGUGGCAUUGUUCAAUGUUUAGAAGGGUUUGCCUACCAAUUCCUUCAGCAUCUAAACCUUAACUUUGCUGUACAAUUGACAUCAAUUUUAAGUUGGAAAGAUCAUCACAGGUCAGCUUGCGUUUACCUAUCAGCUGGAAUUGCACACUGCAUCAGGCUAUUCAGCCCAUCGUAUGCUUGCAGACUCUUCUGAGAAAGUUAUUCAGUUCUAUUCUUUCCAGCCAUGCAACUGGUUCUGUUUUGGAUUGAUUUAUCUAAUUCCCCUUUGAAAGUUACUGUUGAAUCUGUUUCCACCAUCCUUUCAGAGAGCGAGUUUGAGGAAAAAUAAAUUUGUUGCAUAAAUAAAAUAUUGUUCCUCUUCUCCUGGCAGUUUUUUUGCCAUUAGAUUUAAACCUAUUCUUCAUCAAUUCCAUAGAAUUGAGGUAAGUCGCUGACUGUUUCAGACAGAGCCUUGUGAAAGGCUUACUCUCUGGGAACUACUGCCAUCAGCAGGCUGACUGUGUUGUGCUAUUCAGCAGAUUGCUUUAGGUCUGCUACUGUCAUUCCCUGUGACCAUUUCCAUCUUGUGUCACAAGUUGAUCACUGGUGUUUUGGUUCUGGAGCUGGAGUCCAGCUGUGUGAAGUCUUCCUGUGACUUGUCCAUGGGCUCCAUGACAGGAGCAGCUUGAGGGUAAUACCUUGUGUGUUGCAGGAGUAACUGCUUUAGGAUAUUCUUUAUGGUGGAAGAGCAGAGAACCUUUCUCUCUCUUCCUCAAAGCUUGGUGCCCAAGCUAACUAGUAACUGAUCUGCAGAUAAACUGCUCUUGUUAAAGGUGACCAUAAAACUAUUGAAUUGUCAUUAAGGAACCAGCUGGUUUUUAUUUUAAAUGUUCUUUAGGAAAGCAAAUUGGCUAAAUGUAGCUGACUUUAUUCAGUUGCACAAUGGUUUGUUCUAAAGUUCUUCUUCAGAAAACUACUUGCCACAGCAACUGAAGCUGACCAAAAAGUCCAUGAUACCAACUUCCUCAGUCUUAAAGAUAGUUGGACGAAGUUCUCUGAGAACGCUGUUCACCUUGUGGUCACAGCAGUGUGCUUUAUACACGUCCUCUUGGCUGGUCAGUGUUCCGGGGAAGGGCUCUAGAUCUUAGGGGUGUGCAGUGCGGGUAGAAGAGAGUGGAGUUCCCAUCUGCAAAGAUGAGCAAGAGAUGCACUGCAAGCACACCACCCUUCCUUUGACUGAUUUUGGAGCAGGACCUCGAAGGCUGGCUCGGUAAAUAGAAGAUAAAUGUUGCCCCCAUUGUGACAUUUGACAGACCUGAUUACAUGUCUCAGCAGUUCAAAUUACUGGACUCUGAGGGAGUAAAUCAAACCUACAUGGGAGAAAAUUCUGGAAGCGCACAGCAUCUGUGGAAAGGAAUCAUCAGAACAGAAGGUUCUUCACCCUGAAAUGUGCUUUUCUGCUUUUCUUUCAAGUUUCCAGUAGCUGCAUUUUUUUUCACUUCCCAUCUUGAUAAAACCUUUCAAGUUCUGUAGGAAGUGACAGGUUAAAGGACUUUGCUGGGCCUUCUGAGUCACAGAGUGACAUCCAUUCACAGCCUGAUUAAAGUGUGGAAUUUAAAACCUGUCCGUUUAAUUAUUCAGUGGGUCUCCAGAGUAUCUACUGAUCUAGCAGCUAUCAGAGCCAUGGAUGUCGCUCCUGUCCUCACUAACCUGAUGAUCUACCAGCAUCUCAUUUACAGUUCCUACUGCUCCUCUCCCCUUUAAGAAGCUCCUUUUCAAGCAGGUUUUUGGCUUAACAUCAGCUGCUCUACUUGGCUGUCAGGGCUUUUGAUAACACUGCCAUGGAGUACAUUGAAAGCUUUCAGGAUGGUAAAACAACACAAAAUUGGAUGUAAAUUUGA